This is a messenger RNA of Solenopsis invicta (red fire ant), 9966 nucleotides long. RefSeq names its product constitutive coactivator of PPAR-gamma-like protein 1 homolog. Gene Ontology annotation, cellular component: nucleus. The coding region runs from base 359 to 3316 and encodes 985 amino acids. Lineage: Eukaryota; Metazoa; Arthropoda; Insecta; Hymenoptera; Formicidae. The record is from RefSeq and is a predicted model, not a curated record. The transcript has 16 exons.
CGCGACGUGCCGGGCGGUCGCCGCGCGCGCCGCGCGCCACCGGUACCGGGGUGGUCAUUUCCGUUUUCGAUUCCGACGUCAUCCAACUCCGAAAGCCCGUGUGUUUUGUGUUUCUUUGGGGCCACGAUGAUUAUCGCUAAUUUAACAUUGAAACUUUUGAAAUUGGAAUUAAGUUUCUUCACGUCUUAAAAAGUUUCAAAAAUUUCAUACCGACUAUAAAGGGCAAAUACAUUGUUGGUCUUAAGACGCAAAAAUAAGCAACUUAAAGAUAGUAAAGCUAUUGUGUACAUAAAGAAAAAUUGAGACAAAACUCAACAUUGACACGUGACUGGAGUACAAUUCAAAAAUAUUAACAAACAUGGGCAUUCAAGACUUGCAAACUUUCUUGGACGGUAAUUGCGUACAAGGGGGUUCUAUACCUGUGGACUUGUUGAAGAUAGCGCGCAUGGUCGCUCAAAAAUCUCAACGUAAUCGCAUAAUUAAAGGACAGCAGAUACACAAUUAUGGUAAAUUAAGACUAAUUCUUGAUGGAGAGUGUUGCUUGGAUCGAUUGUAUGGUGGAUUCUUCUCAGAUUGGGCUUGUGGUGGACAAUGGAAUCGCAUGCUCCAGUUUCUUGCUGUUCUUAUACAAGCAAUGGAAAUGUCAGGACUGGAGGUAGCUGUAUUCUUUAAUGGAUGUUUCGAACCUCUUCGGAAAGCAGAUUGGGUGCAACACCAGCUGCAAGUACGCGCUAAAGUUAACAAUGUCUUGAAACAUAUAACAACGAAAGGUACGCCACCGCCAAAAAUCUGGUGGACUCCACCUGUAUGUUUAAGAACAAGCUUACGUAUGGCUCUCAGGCAUCUGAAUGUCACAGUUUUAUGUAGUAUGGAUGACCAUCACCAAGAAGUAAUUGCUUAUUGUCGUGAGAAUAAUUACAAUGGUCUCAUAGCUGACGAUGCAGAAUAUGCUGCGUUUGAUCCUCCACGCUACUUCUCAUCUGAACAAUUAAAACUUACAUACAAGGGUUCUCUUGAUACGAAAGAAUACAUGCUUUCUGAACUCACUAGAGCUCUCAACAUACCAUCUGACAGGCUCUGUAUAUUGGCAGCUUUACUUGGAAAUUAUAUAUUGACUGAAAACGACCUGGCCGAUUUCUACAAAAAUCAUAAUAUUAGCACAAACGUGCUGAAUAAGACAAGCGUUGAACAAGUGAUUAAGAUAAUUGCAAAUUUUGUGAAGGAACUUCCAUCUGCAGAAUUGGAUGUGGUUUCGCAAAAGGUGUUUGGUUCCACCUCCGAUCCAAGAUGUUCGAAGUUGAGACAAUCUGUUCAAUAUUACUUAAACGGAACAAAGGAAGGAUUUUUACAUUAUAAGCCUGUGAAACCAGCAAAAGUUCAUAAGCUAGAUUCCAAACAGAACACACAGACUCAGUCGAGUUUGUCCGACACGCAGUCAGCAUCAGAAGGUGAUUCUAACUUGGAAACGUCGAGAUUUGCCUCUGAAACUUUGGAGAGCGAACGUGAAAGUUUGAACGCGUACAAACAGGCGACGGCUAACGCAAAGGCAGCACCGCAAAUUGUGAUCGAUCCACCUGGUAUUCAGGGCCAUGGAGAUGCCGAUGCCAUACAUACGGAGGAAGAGCAAAGCGAUGGACAUGCUAUCAACGGUACUCACAAUCUCUUGAUAAGUUCGUCAAGUUCGAGUAGUAGUUCCUCAGCGACAUCGCCAUCCCAUGCAACAGCGGAUUCGGCGCGGCAACCGGAGAAAACUACUAAUAUUCCUACCACCUCACCCGAAGUUAUGCGUACCGCCUCGGAGCGUCAUCAGAAGGGGCUCAUGUCGCCGUACAUCUAUCAAAUUCUCAUCGCUGGUGAAAUCAAGCUGCCAGUCCUUUUAGAAGAUGAAAAUCACCGUGAAUUUCCUUCUAUUCAUGUGAUUUAUAGACCAAUUCGACAAAUGGUGUAUGCGAUUUUGUUCAAUCUCCAUCACCGGAUGUAUCUAGCUACGAAAAAUAGCGAAAAAAUCGAGAUACCAGAUGUAAUAAUAAAAGAGUGGGUAUGGUCAAAGUCCAAUCCAUACCAGACUCCUGAAUUAGUGAAGGCAGAGCAAAUUGGUUGGGGCGUGCCUACGAUUCAACGUUUGUGGUUUGGCACAGUCAUAGAUGAUAAGCGACGAAGGCUUAGGGGUUUCCUGACUUGUAUGAGAUCGGACACGCCUCUCAUGUUAAAUACCUCAUAUGUACCGCAACAUCUGCUGGUCAUGGCCUGUGUUUUAAGAUAUAUUAUGUCUUUUUCUGAGAAGAUAAAAAUCCUGCGCCGUCAGGAGUUAGACGCUUUUAUCGCGCAAGCCUUUUCGCCGGAGCUUAUGAACGCCCAGUAUUUGCAGGAUCUGCAGCUUCCAUUAGUGACAUCACGCGGUGUACAACUGGCUACCUUGUUCAUGGCUGGGGUCGAGACCGCAUUAUUAGCAAACGAUGCUUGUGGCGCGCCGAUUCCAUGGUUGAUGUGUUGCCCUUGGCUUUACUUUGACGGCAAAUUGUUUCAUCAUACGUUGGCUCGUGCUACUAUCGCUAAGAAUUUAUUGGAACUAUGCAGCGGUCAUAUUGACCGCGUUGUAAAAGUCGAGAGGAUGAGGAAAGCUAUACUCGAAGGAAUCACUGUUGUAUUUGCGCGACCACCUUUACCUGUCACGCCAGGUAUUCGUCAACAGGUAUUAUCAACAGGUAUUCCCUCCAAUAUCUUACCCGCUGGUUGUACCAUUAACGACGGACUGAUGCGCGGUCGUGGCAGCGGCACGUUACCGCAACGUGGUGUAAUGCGCCGUCCAAUCCCUUCGCGUGGUGGUCAAUUGGAGAUCGCUGGUGUCGUAGUGGGUCAAUGGGGCCCUAAUUACGGACAGCCCGGUCGAUUGCCGCAACCCCUGCAGGGGCACCCUCGCGGACGAAUUCCACCGCAGGUAACUUCUAUUGGCGGACUUAAAUACGGUCUUCCUCGUGGAUUUAAUCCGAUAAACAGACCAACAUUUCAAACACGCGGUGCUACUCGUGCUCCGAUUGCCGGACGUGGCAAGAAGACUCAAAUGAAGGUGUCUAGCAAAAAGAAAACUCCCAUUAAAAAGACCAAGGAAACUGAGAAGAAAGAUAACAAGGGCCGUAUCACUGUCGACGGAAUUACCGAUUAUAAUGAAACUCAAACCGAUAACGCUCGUUCACUACUGACAAAAGACGCACUGCCAGUACCGGGUCAGUUUGAUGAUGCGGUAGAGAAUAGUAAGGGCAUGGAAAAGGGGCAGGGCGACGCACCGCUCGUCGCUCCGGUUGCCACGGAAAAUUAGAUAUAAAAAGAAAACUUCUCGAAAAAUGACUGCAACUACUCCCAAAUAACGACUCAAGACUGCUAACAAACUACUUAUAUAUUCUGAGCAAUUGUGCACCUGUAACAUUUAAAUAUCGCUCUUUAAGAUUGUUACACAGAAUUUUUGAUAUUGUGUAAUUUCUAAAAUUCAAUAUUAUUAAUUAUUAUAAAGCUAUUAAUAAAAGAUAUUUUACCAUUUCUAAAUUUUGGCAGAUACUUUACAGAAAAACUUAUAGCCAUUGACCAUUACUAUUUAAUAUCAGAAAAUGUAAAUCAGAUUUACAUUUGACAAUUAGCAACAAUUAGUACAACUUGGACCUACGUACAAAUUUAUUUGCAAUUAUCUAACUUUUCUUAAAUUAAAACUAUGAUGUAAAAGUUUAUGCUAAUAAAAUAUCAAUAUAGUAUUUCGUAGCAAACAGUUUCAUUUUUUAAGCAAUAGCUACUUGAAAGUGGUUUUUAAAUGUUACGUGCACAGUGGUUCUAAAGCUCUGAUGGGUCCAAAAUAUUGAUCUAAUAAUAGGAGACAAGAAAUCUUUACUUACGGUGUCUCGAUAGCACGCGACACGAUGUAAAAGAUUUUACCCGUUCUUGACGUAUGCGAUAUAUGAUGUCCUCACUGCCAAACGUACCACUCUAUAUAAGAUAGAAAGACAAAAAAAAUCGUGCUUGUGCUAAAAACAAUGCGAGCAAAUUGUACUCGCAUUACGAUGGAAUAGAACUCGACUGAUUAGUGUAUGUGUGCGCUAAUUUUACUACUCAGAACAAAUCGUCUCAGCUGCUAUAAGUAUUUAAUUCUUAAGAAGUGUGAUUAUUUUUUUUACACGAAAAUAUAUAUUUUCCGGUAUUAUAUGAAAUGCUCGCUGCGAUGUAUCUCAGUGAUUCGAUCUGAUCGACAAAGGGAGUAGUCUGAUAUACACAUGAAUAUACGCCAUAUUAUACGUGAUAGCGUUUAAUUGAUUUUUAUAGAUAAGAUCGAUGUCAGACGGGACACUGAGAUAGUCAUUAGCACAUGGAGACUGAUGCUUUUCAUAUAGGUAAAAUAUAUAUUUAUAUAUAUACAUAUAUUAUUUAGAUUAGAGUUCUCAUGCAGUAUAUUAUACGUAAGUUGUGCCUGUGUAAAGCGUGUGAAUGUAUUGUACCUGAGAGUAUGAGUACAUGAGAGAAAUUGUGAAUAUUAGAGUAUGUGUAAUUACAAGAAUGAGUGAGAGAGUGAGUGAGAGAGAAAGUAAGUAAAGAGAAGGAAAAGGAGAGAAAGCGAGAAAUGAACAGAGGGAGAGUGCAAAAGAAAAAGGAUGAGAGAGAAAAAGAGUUAGAGAGCCACGAUAAUGAUGUACAUAAACGUGGCGUAUACGUCGUUAUAGACACAUAUACAUACGGAUAUAUUCACCGUAUAUACAUAUGUGUACGUGAUCUAGAUCAUAUUUAUUUGCGUUGGAGAAUUGUAUGAACGGAUGUCCUGAAUGGAAUUUCAGAUUUAGAUAACAUUUCUAACAACAGACUUGAGGCUUAUCGUUAGGAUGUCCAAUAUAAGAGUUUGUUAAGAAGUCAUCUUAACGACACGCUUCAUAUUGUUUGGAAAAUAUGCUACAUUAUGAUGCAUUUGUUACAAUUUGUUAGUCCUAGACCAUUAAAAACGCAUUUAGUUUAUUAAAUUUAUGUUAACAAUAUAUAAUAUAAAUAUUGUUUAUAUAUUAUAUGUAAAGAAUAUUAAUACUAUAUAGUAAACAAGAUCUCGGUGUAUGCACGAAUUUGUGAUGAAAAUUGAAUAAUAUACAUUUUAUAUCGUAUUAUAAGAUGUGCAUAAGUUUGUAAGAUAAUAUUUUUGACAAAUUAAAAUAUUUAUAAAAACGAGUUGCGUCGUCACACUGAAUUUUCGUCAAGCAGGUCCUUGUAAUAACGACGCAACUUAUUUUCACGAAUGUUUCAAUUUGUCAAAAAAUACCUUACGAAGUUUUGCACACAUUCAAUAAUAUAAAUAUCCUUUAUAAUAUAUUCAUAUUAAAAUAUACGGAAUGUAUAUCAUUAGGUUCAUUUCAAUAUUCUAAUUUGAUGAAAAUUAAUGACAUAAAAUUAAAAAUAUGUCACAUAUUGGUUGUUAAAUAUUUAACGAAAAAAUUAAUUUUAUUGCGUUCGAAAAAGAAUUUUUGUGCGUAUGCCUAAUGUAGCAUAUUUCAAGAAAUAAUCCUUGUUUAAUUGUACAUAUGAACAGUUGCUUUAUAAGUGACGCUGUGUGAUUGAUAUGGUGUAUAUAUAGAAUCCAGAUCCGUAUGUGUUUAUUACACAUCGGAAUAGGAGAUGAUUAUGUUUAAAAUAUGCUAUUUAUGUGUAGAAUAGUCUAAAAGACUUUCUACCAAAGAUCAUCCGAGUUUAAAAGAGAUAAAGCAAGGGUUCUUUUAUCAAUAGAAAUGAUAUACAACAGCGAAAUAACAAGACAGCACGACAGAACACGAUUAUUAAAAAUAAGUAACGAAGACGAUGCAGACACGUGUCUAAGACAUGUGUGCGAAGGUGAUUAAAGCGAGUAAAAAGAGAAAACCGUUUAUUGAGAUAAUAUAAUGAGAUAUGAUGAUAAGAUAAAAUGUUAUAUUUUUGUAGAUUUGUUAUUGCGUAAAAUGCAUUAGGACAAUGAGAAACUUUAUAUAAUUUGAGUAAAAUGACAGUUAACGAGUCUGAGAAUAGUUAAAGGAGCAAGAUCUUGUGAGAGAGAAAGAGUGAAAGAAAGACAGACGGAAGUGCUUUAAAUGGCAUAUUAAGAAUGUGACAUUCGCGAAGAUAAAUUUUGCUGAAAAGAAAAAAAGAAACGAAUCCCAUGUUCUCCUACAUUUCCGAAGCUCUCAGUUUCCUGAGUUGCGUGUAGGAACAGGAAAAAAGAUAUAUAACGUGUGUACGUAUGUAUCUGGGUGUGCGUGUAUGUGUGCAUAUAUUGUAUACAUAAUAUAUACAACACACACACACAUACACAUAUAUACAUACACAUACACAUUCGUUAUAUACGUAUAUAUAUGAAUAACAAAAAUGAAUUAUAACUAAUGUCAGCUUCGAUGUGCGCCGAGCAUACUGAAAAAUAAUUCGACUGUUUUAUGCGAUGCAUAUGCGAAGUAAUCAACAUUUGCUUACCAUAUUUGUCUCGAUGAGAGCGUUUAUAAAUCAUACGUUUCACGGAUAUAUGUAAUAUAUCGGAUACAUGUAAUCAUUCGAGUCUCAUAACGACUUAGCGUGCGGAUACGCUUAUACGAUUACUUUGCAAAGUACGUUGCAGUGCACCAAGUACGAUCGCUGAUACGAUGUUUCUUUCUGAAAACGUAAAUUUUGAGAAUUAACAAAGUCGUUCGUUCCGAACGCGUAUACACACACACACACACACACACAUACACACAUAAUUACAUAUAACACGUACUAGAAGCCGACCUUCUUGAAUCUGACGAAAUACGAAUUUGAGAGUAAAACGCCACUUUACGCUUUUACGUAAAGAUAGAUGAUUUUCUUUCUGAGAAGUCAAACUCUUGAUACAUAUAAAUAUAUAUAUACCGGAUAUAAAACAAAUAAAGACACAAAUAACGAUGUAUGCAACGUGAUCAGUUGCUGCUGCACUGAUAUAUGAGUAUGCAACAAUAAUAAUAACGUGAAAUAAUUUAAUGUGAACGCGAAGCGUAAUACUAAAAACGAAAAAAAAGAGAAUUCAAUAUUGAAUACAACAGAAAGCAGAAAUGUUGAAAACAAGGAAAACUCGCAUAAAGCAUUAACGACGUAAAAAACAGGCGCGUUUCGCGACUCAGAGCGUAGCUGCCUGCUUUUCGUUGUGAUAAGUAGAAAAAUGGGGCCCACGAAAGUCGUCUAUGAUAAUACCGAGACAUUACCAUUAAAAGUUAUAAAUAAUCUAUCGUAUUUAUGAAGUAACAAUCUGUAAUGAUCUUUGAAAUAUUGUGUGUUGUGAACAGAUAAUUAAUAACAGAAAAAUUGUACACCAAGUAAAUGCUAAACUCUCGAUAAUCUUGCUGGAACGACAGACAUGACUGCUGUAACGAAGAAACAGUCAGAUGAAUCGCGCAGAAUUCCUUUCACGAUCUUUUGUAUGUACGUGUCGCGCGUAACGUACAAAACGUUGUUGCGAAAUAACACGCUCGAUUAAAACGACAUAAUUUUCGUUUCGUUUCAACGCUACUUUUCUAGCACGGAGUGCUAUCUAUACGAUACGCAGCUGAGUACAAGGAUUCUCCUUGAUUAACACUUGAAACAUGUAUUCGCCGACAUUUAUAUUCUUUAUUCAGAGAAAAAUCCUACUUUCUUACAUAUCUCUCUCUAUAUGUUAUCGUCCUCCUUCUUUUAUACUUUAGAGCCUUAGGCUGUCUUGCAAGAAUUAAAGACGAAAGGGAGAUCGUUUAAUUUCAAUAACUCGUUUUAAAUGAUAAAGCUAAAAAAAGAAAAAGUAAAAAAAGAUUAUAUUGUAUAUUAUGUUUUGCAUAUAUUUUAGAUGUAUACGCAGUGACGGAUAUCGACCAUCGCUGCGUAUAUACCGUGUGUUUUUCUUAUCUUUUAACUUCUAACUGUAGCCCUUAUGAAUAGAAUCGAAUUUUUCAUAACGAUCCAACAUUAAGCAUAAUAAACGAAAGAAGGAACCCACUUUCUCUGGGUUGUGUACACUCGACAUUUAUAAAUUUUAAGUUUUUUCUUAACGUAGUUUUGCUUAUAUACGUAAUAUGAGAUAUAAACUAAAAAUAACGAUAGCGAACGCAAAUAUAACAUAAUAAAGUAAAAAGUAAAAAAAAUGAGAUAUCGAUGUAGAUGAAAAAAAAUAAAACGCAUGUGGGCCCCGACACACACAUUAUAUAUUCUUAUUAAAUAUUACAAUAACGUAUACUACGCUAUUAUUUUUCAUAGGGAAGGAAAAGAUUACACGCAUACGCGCGAUAACAUGUAUACUUGAUAAUCAUUAGUACGUUUGUUUUCCCGUUUUUUUUUUUAAAUUUCUCUUCUCUAUCCGAAGAAAGAAAAAAAAUAUAAUAACGUGAAAGCGCAUGGGAUAAAAAAGAAAAGGAAACAUACGCGUGUACCAUUUAUAUGGAUGUAUUUGUAUGAGAGAGAAAAAGAGAACGCCCUUUCAAACUUUUCAACCAAGGCAAUUGCACCGUGUUCGGAAUGUCGCUUGAGCUUCCGAUUUAUAAAGGGAGAGAAAAGAAGAAAAAGAGAGAAAACGAGGACAGAAUCGUUAGUUGAUCUGAAAAAAAUUGUACAUGCGCUCAGCUGUUAAUGAUAAUUAUAUAAUUUGAUCUCGGUGGGUCGGUCGGGCGGGCGGCUGACGUGCGGCACAAGACGAAAUUUGCAAGUCGUAUCGUAUAGAUUUCGAAUCACCUUUUUAAGGCACGUUUUGCCAGUGUUGUAUUACCGAGUGGAUAUCAGAGAGUAAGUAGAAAAAGAGAGAGAGGGGGGGGAUGUAAAAGCAUAAAUGAAACGAAAAGCUUUUUUCGCACUGGGAAGAUUAUAUUUGUAGCACGUUGAUCGUUCAUGGUAAUUACUAAUUAAUUAACCACAGAGAUGCACCGAGAGCUCGUCAGUUCACACGUAGCCGACCCAUUCGCGAUCCUCAUAUUUAUAUAAACGCAGCUGCAUUGAUGUAUUCUUGUUGGAUUAUUAAUACCAUUGUAAACAUUGUACCGUUGUAACAUGUAUCCUAAUUCAUGUCUGGUGUCGAGCAGAGCUGAUUCUAUGCUUUCGCUAGUUAAAGAAAAAAAGAAAAUGAACAUCGAGGGAUCGUGUGCACAAAUUUCCGAGUAACUGUUAUUCGUACAAUUUCCGUGAUUCUAUUACACGAUUUAAAUAAGAAUAAAGAGACGAAGCGGAAGAGAAAGAAGAAAAAGAAUAAUAAACAGAAUCAGUGCUGACGAGUACACGAGGCAGAACCGGAAAAAAAAGAUUAUCGUAACUCUAAAGACACAUUUAAACUACUAAAAAAAAAUAAAAAAAAACGGAUACAUAUUUGGAGAGUAGCAGGUAAAUAAUUAAUAUAAAUGUAGUGGCAAUUCUAUAUAAUAUUACCGCAAAGAGAAAAAAAGAAAAAAAAGAUAUAUACGAUGAUUAUUCGAAGUAUAAAAUGCGAAACGCACUCUUAAUGGAUGUUAUAACGAUUUAGAAAUACUUAAAUUGCAUUAUUAAUACUUGCUGUAAAUCUGGCUUUUGGAGCGCGAGUACUCUGCCUAUCUUUUCACGCUCGCGAAAUUUUCCUUCCCAAAAGAAAGUCAGAGAGAGAGUGAGGGAGAGAUAGAGCAGAGUAGUUGAUCCAAUCGACAGAUAAAUUUAAGUUUCCUUCUUUUUUUCAAGAGCAUAAUAUUUAUUCGUUUAUCUUCUAUAAACGCAACCUCUCACAAUACGCAUACACACACAAAAAAAUUAGAAUAUUUAAGAUUUAUAGAGUCCUCCGUUCAGUUUAUAAAAAAAAGUCUUGCGCGAUAUGUUGUGCAGCUUUUUGCGAAAGAUAAUGAUGAACUUUCAAUCAAGUCUUGUAAGAAAGCUCUUAGCACACACGAAUAGAAAGAAGGAGAGGGCGAGGGGGUUCGGACAUGGUUGGCUGAUAUUUUCGGAAGUUUAAUGAUUUAUUGAAAACGUGUUGUCAUGUCUUGAAUACAAUUAAAA